AUGCUAGUCCCCCCAGCAAACUUCGGCAUUGCCGAGGAAGGCAUAUACCGUUGUUCUAAGAUCGAAACGCUCAAUCUUUCGUUCUUGGAGGUCCUAGCUUUGAAAACGAUCAUCUUCGUUGGCGGACAGGAACCCUCCAAGUUCUUUCGUGAGUUCUUCGAGCGCUACAACGUCCAACUCUUCGUGAUAAAGCGUGCGCAGAAUUCAUCACUUGUCCUGCCCGGAAGCAAUGCGCAGAAAGAACAGCCGCAGGCAGACACUGCCGUGAGCAGCGGCUGCCAGUCAUCCACGCACUACAAGCUCAGCGACGCAGACGACCUUAUGAUUAUUAAGACGCAUAGUUUACAAAAGAUAUUCCGAUUAAUGCUCAAUACGACAAAUCACAACAUGUUGCUGGUGGAUAAGACCUCAAUAGUGAUUGGCCUUCUUCGCCGAAUACAGAAGUGGAACAUCUCCUCGAUCAUAAGCGAAUACCGAUUGUACACAGGCAAGAACAGCAACUACUUUGCUGAGACCUUCUUGGAAGUGGUGGAUGUAACUGUCACACAGGACCUGGAAAAAUCGGUCACAGAGGAUAUUGCCAAGCUGGACAUCCAAGAUCUUAGACCAAUUGAGCUGUCCCGCAACGGGAGCGGCCAGCAGGUGGUCAACGAGCGAGACCUCCUGCGUGGCCCCGAGCUCCCACAGCAUAUGCUGCGCAUCAUCGAUCAGGUCGAACAGUGCAACAGCAAAGAAAACAGCGCAGCAUCAACUGGCAUCAAGCGCAGCCCCUCCAGCAGGGGCAUAUUUGGCAACCGCUACCGCCUCGCGUUCAACAAACGCGAGCUCUGUGAAUACGAGUACUACCGCAGCGGUUCCACGAACGCGGUACACAUCAAGAUACCCCGCGAGUCUCUUCUACCCCAAUGGUUCAAGUUCCAGCGGGACCUGUGGGAGCAGCUCAACACCAAACAAACCUACAACUUCUACACAGAGCGCAUCUUCAUGUAG
Eremothecium gossypii ATCC 10895 is the source of this 990-nucleotide messenger RNA. It is a transcript of the gene OCA4, whose product is annotated as Oca4p. The record is from RefSeq and is marked provisional. The transcript is spliced from 2 exons. Gene Ontology annotation, molecular function: phosphatase activity. NCBI's taxonomy places the organism in Eukaryota, Fungi, Ascomycota, Saccharomycetes, Saccharomycetales, Saccharomycetaceae. The coding region runs from base 1 to 990 and encodes 329 amino acids.